This is a messenger RNA of Porites lobata, 11408 nucleotides long. The record is from the annotation of a GenBank genome assembly. Lineage: Eukaryota; Metazoa; Cnidaria; Anthozoa; Scleractinia; Poritidae.
AUGAACCGCUCCAUUACUCGUUUGAGUGGGAUAGCAAGCACACUUACUCGAGGUUUCCGCUCUACAGCGUUCGUAGCAAUGCCGAUCAAGGUAAGAUCGUUUGCUAUAUUGGUAUAUCCCCAGUUUCUUUCAAAUGCAAGUAUUGGGGCUGCACAGAACUUCUUCACGGUACACACGAUGCGUGAAAGGUGAAUACUGUAAUGACCAGAGUGAACUAUCAAGACCGCAUGUGCAGUCACGGAAGAAGUUUAUUUCAGUAUCACAGGGGCCCUUUUGCGAAGUAACGUUUGAUGCUUUUAAGCACAAGGCAUCAUUAAUUCUGACAGCUGUAGAAUCCUUGAUCAAUACCCUCCAAAAUUUAUUUCAGAUCAAUAACGUGAACAUGAACAUGUGCUGGCUCAAAUUUUAAGAUGUGGGUCCAUAAUUAUGCUGUUUCAUGACUAAGGCAUUUUCAGGCUACUUCAUUUAAUAUGCACGCUCCCCAGAAUUUGAUACUGUUCGAUAUUAAAAUGUAAUUUAUAUGUUGAGUUGAAAUGCAGAAAAUAGAAGAUUAUAUCGUUAUACUUUUUGUUUGUGAACAUUGUGUUCAGGGGUUUCAUUAAGAAUUGCAGAAGCGGGAGAAUAGUGUGUAACAGGAGAAUAUUUUGAAAGAGCGAAGCUUUUUCCCGGAAAGAGCUUGAAAACGAGCCUGGAAAUUUUGCGUUUUAGACCCUGCUGAGAUGGCCUUUCCUAUUGUCUGAUAGCAAAUGUUAUUUCUCAUAGCUGUGGAACAAAAAACACUACAUACUUCUAGACGGUUUCAAAACACUUUUUCUUCGAAUUAGGCCAUCCCCACCUUUUUUUUAGUUUAGUGUCGAAUGCGUUUCCUGAUAUUGGGUCGGUCGGUCGGAAUGAAAAAAAAAAACCUUAAAAAAAAAAUCACAAGAAGUCUCGGAAUAGGAGGCCCUGGUACUUCAGGAUGACGUUGAAAGUUAACAUUUAUAUUUGGAUUAACAAAAUGCAUAAUAUACUGUAAAAAAUGUUGGUGUUUUUGUUCCAGUUUUUCUCAAUGCUGUUACUAUGCUCAUUUUUCAGAUUAAAAGAAUUAUUUCAAGUGAAAAAUGGUUUAACUACAUCGUUACUUCUUUUUUUUUUCGAAAAUGCCAAAAAUUUGGGUCGGUCGGACCACACUAAACGGAGAAAAAAAAGAGGAUGGCCUUAACAGGCAUAUAUUGUUAAAUUAUGAGCGACUUCUAACCCUGUUACACACUCCUAGAGUUGUGACAUGUGGCUUUAUCUUAUUAAAUACCAAACAUACCUAAGAGUGAAAAUAAAAUUAUUCUCAAUGCGUUUUAACUUCAAUUCAAUAUUUUUAGGAAUGUUUUCAAUAGUGAAAGCACGAGACAUGAGAAACUCUUCCCACCUCUACGGGGGGUGACAACUCUAACAAAGGCUGUUUGGGCAGUCCUAUGAAUAACGUAAUGUCCUCCCGGAAAUUUCGUCGACCCUCCCGAAUUUUUCGGUGGCAUUCCCCAUAAAUGUUUAACUUCCCAAAAUUGUUUUAACAAUUAAAAUUAAAAUUUUGAUUAGCAGCUUCUUGUUAAUUAUGUAACUUGUUAAUUAUCUAAACUUAGUUAUUUUUUCGUUAGAGGGUAUCAUGUUAACACAGAAAGGCUGUCAAACUUUUUAAGUAUAUAAAAUCGUGUUUUUUUUGUUUUUUAAUCACCGAUGAAUCAGGCGAGCGCUGAAGGGGCCAACCACUAGGGGGGUCUGGGGGCAUGCUCCCCCAGCCGAAAUUUUGAAAUCUUGGUGCUCUGAAACGCCAUUUCUAGUGUUCUGAGAGGACAAAUUCUGUCCAAAAUAUUCUCUAAAUCAAUUGCCCUUUUUAUGCUUAUUUUUAUUGGCGUGACCUCGCGUAGAAGUAGUCGAUAUAAUUAUUUUAUACAAGUUGUGCGGUUUUUGAAAUUGCUCUGGAAAUCACUUUCAGCUAAGUAUACUCUGUGUGGUGUCAUUGUCUGAGUAUCAUAAGAAUUCACUUGAAAAUUUCAGAACAACUGUCGAAAUCUGGAAUUUUCCUAUCCCGAACGCAUAUCGAUCGGGAUUCGGGAUUUUCGAGCAAAAUCGGAAGGUCCCCAACGAGAUCAGGAUGAUUAAAGAGUCUUCACAGACAUACUACUUUUUAUGGCCUCAUGUCCGUUUAACAAAGUUAAAUGAGUUUCGUUUUUUUCUUACGUACUUCUAACAUACUUUUUCAAGUUUUCCAGUAUGCAAUCAGUGGAAUGUGCUCUUAAAACUCAUUAUUAACAUGCAGCUUAAAAAUACCCCUGAACUAAUGUAUGAUGGAAUCUGGUGUGAAUUGAUAGUAUCUGCCUUGCAUCGGUAUGGUUCUUGUGUCAAUCCGCUGGGGAUUGCACGUGGUCAAUCGCACUCGAACUUCAUGCUAUUUUAGUUGGAAACGUUUUUGAUUGGUCUUUUCAUAUCAUGGGGAGUUAAGCCGUUUUCAAGUGUCAAAAUACAUAGAAUACAGCGUAUCGGCACAGGGUGCAUGUCACUGUAUACAUAUUGUUUGAUAACAUGUAAUAUCAAAUCUUUGUUCAAUGUCCCGAAAAUACCUCAUAUUUCCCGAAAAAUUUCCCAGGUUUCCCGAUUCCCUGCAAAAUCUCCAGAUUCCCGGAAUAAAUUUGUUUUUCUCCCGAAACAGCCCUUGUUAGAGCUGUCAACCCCCGUCACCUCUGUUGGUGACACAUGUGCUUGCGCUAGACGGAAAACAACAUUAAACAAAUUUGCUUGCAGCACAAAACUUUGCUUGUCUGGUUUAAUCAAAGGCAACCCAGACGUAGUAUGUGUCACUGAAUGAAUAUAUUAAUUAGGACAAGUUGUUGAAACUCCCAUGAACUAAAAUACGGUUGUCCAAAAGUCAAAAGAUAUCAAAACAAAGCUAAGAUACCUUUAACUGAACGUGUCCUUGUCUUUCCUGGCGGAUUAAAGUGGCAUUUUGUUGAGUUUUUGCAAUUGUAGGUACUAUCCACUAAAGAAGAAUUAAAGGCUGGCUACAAAACAAACGGACCAUCUCCAUGUGCCAUCACAUGAAGCGCUAUAAAUUCGAGAAUAAUCGACGAAUCCGCUCCAAAUUCCCAUCGGCUAAUCUGCAGCUAACUGUGUGUGUGCUCCGGUUUCCUGCUCACUUGCUCCACAAAACCCAUCGCAACUGCACAAUAAUUGCUCGCUCAUCAACAAACAAACGCCUCGAUAUGACCGCAAACUACCAGGUUUAAUACGCGACAUGAAUAUUCAAGCUUAGCGAGGAAAUGUGGUACGUGUUUUUAUUCACUUUUUCCACUGCUGCUUAUUUCUUUUAGCUCUGCUAUAAAAUUCGUAUCUGUUCGGUGAUCCUAGGGCAAAUUAGACCUCUUUGAAAGUUACAAGGGCUUCAAUAUUAUUUUCCUGAUUGAUUGACCUAGAAGCAAUGGUACCAUCCCUCCCAUAGCUAGUGCUUCAUUGUCUCGUGGAUGCAGUCGCUAAUCUUGAAUAUUCACAUCGCGUAUUAAACCUAGUAAUUUGCGGUCGUAUUGAAGCAUAAAGGUCAACAGUGUUUGCAGUGCAGCUGAUAAGUUACUUGUUUUCAAUUAAUGAUCACAGGCUCAAGUUUAUUGGUUUAAAAAUUCAUACGAAAUAUGUUGUGUUUAUGUCACUACGGCCCCGCACUAUUAAGAUUUUGAUUUCAAACUAACCUCGGACAUAAAAAUUCCGCCAGUUGUUUAGAAAUACAGGCGGGAAAGACCUUUUCUUACCAAGGUCACUCUUUGGUCACGUUUUGCGUACAAUUUUUAUGCUUUGCUCGGUCAAAAUUAGACAUGUGAGUUCAUGCAGAAAAUUUAUGCAGCAUCUUGAAACUUGUUUACUUUGACAGCUGAAGCUGACAGAGUUUUGUGUCAACUUGUGUUGUUUUUAACUGUCUUUUUCCACUGGACGUACAAAAUGAAAUACAGCUGCUGUCAAGAGUCUUCUGUUAUUCAUAUUUGUUUUUUGAUUUCUGGUUGAGAUGUUUUGCUUCUCAAAGUCGGAAAUGCGUUUUGGUUGGCAUCGUUUUCGUUUUUCACCUUGCUUGAUGCGUAAGAGGGUUCAAAAGUCUCAAGUGAUUCUGGCCUUACUUGAAGGCUUUCAGGAGCUGCAUCUCGAAUGGUAAGCCUGAGUAAUUAUUGUAUUUGAUGUUUGCUUUUUUAUAUCUAAUUUCAUGAAGUCGAGCACAGUUUAUGCGGCAAGUUUAUGCACAUUUUUAAGAUUUGAGACAAUGAUCUGACAUAGUAUCAGGUCGGAACAGAACUUUAAAAAGCCUUUAGAUAUAUUUUCUAGAAAGAAAACGUUCCGAAGAAUAUUUACGUGUAGUUAUAAAUUUGGCUGUAGAAAGAAAACUUCUUGCCUUGAGUUCAUCUUUGAAAAAGCAAACACUGGGAGGUGGGCUUAAAAACAUAGACUUACGCUUUAAGACUCAGGAAUUUUAGAAAAACUUAAAUACUUGUCCUCGUGAAUGAAAAUAGUUGUCUCUGUAAAUGUUUCACUGAAUUAUGUUUCUUUUAUUGAUUGUUAGCAGUCUCUCUUGCAAUUUUAAUCACUGUGCCGUUUGUUUUCAGUCGUUCAUGAACAUCGUCUGCAGGAGUACUCAAAAUGCUGUGCGUAUCAAAUGCUUUUUAAGAUUACACAUCGUUAUAAAACCAUUAAAUAUUAAAAAAACUUAAUAUUAUGUUGAAACGUUAAAAUCUAUUAAUGUUCACAAGAGUGAGAACCGGCUGGCCGUCUAGGUGACUAAUUUUGGUUUCACGAAAAGCCCAUGAUUGAUCUUCCUGAAUAUUGACUGAGUGCAAUUUGUCUUGAAAAACUGUGAAAUACUGCAUUCUGUCUGAGGUCUGUAUGACAAAUAGCACUGUUUCACCUCAAAUGUGAUGUAUUAAAAGUAUAAAAGGUUGUUUUAUACACUCCCAGAUUUGUUGGCAAGAUUUUGUAUUAAACUUGUCAAAAGCAAAAAAUUCAGCCUGAUUUGUUUUGCAGGCCUAAUCUACUGUGAUCAAGAGCCAUUAUGGCUCUUGAAUGUGAUUGAAGGGGAUUGCUACAAUGUAUUUUUUGGGUGUACAUAUAACUAGGCUAUCAACUCGAUGUAAGAUGUUUUACUCUAAAAUCACUCAGCCUUUUCCUCUAAAGUCACAUGAAUGUACCCUUAAGUUAACUGAUUUGUGGUUUACAAGUUUGUUGUUUGAUUUAAACCAGGGCUCAAAGUUUAAAUUUGAGUUUGGGAGCACUUGUGCUACCAGAUGUAAAUUUUUAGGCGCACUGCCGAAAUUUUAGGCGCACAGCUGAAAAUUUUAGGAGCACAGCUUAUAAUGUUGGGAGCAUCGAUUUCAAAGAAAAGUAAAAAGCUGAACAGUGCCACGUUUAUUUGUCAUCUUCAGUUUGUUACUUUUACUUCAGUCCCAUGAUUGACAAAACACAGCCAAUUUGCUAUGCAGUAAUACCGUUGUGAUUUUUAAUACUAAUUUCUCUUUUUAACAGUACAGUUGUGACAAAAGAAAACUUACACUUGAAAAACAAUUCAAAACUGACAACAAUGAGUGUGUCGAACAAGAAUGAAAAUUAAUCUUUAAUGAAUUUGUUAAAUGCGCAAUGACUUACAUGUAACUGGAAUACGACUUAAAAACUUUCUUACCUGGAAAAAAAGGCUCUUAAUCCGCAAUGUUUUUGUUUUGAUUGAUGUUAAAACUGAACGUUCGUAGCAUAUAUUUGCAUGUGCCAGUGGUGUUUAUUACAAAACAGAAGAGUCUGGGAUGGAGUAAAACAUCGAAACGAAGAACAUUUGAGUUCGUAGAAUCCAUUGGGAGAAAAGACCAAUUAAACAUUCACCGUCUUUCUAGUUCGAGUUCGUAAGUAUAGUUGGAAGUAAGUCAGUCGCACUGUGCUUUGGGUUUUACGGCGCACAGGUGCGAUUACACAUGAAUUUUUAGGCGCGCAACCAAAAAUCCAGUCGCAUAUGCGACCAGUUAGUCACUAACUUUGAGCCCUGUAAACCAUAAGUUUAUUAAUGGCAGCUUCGCUUUUAGCCCUGGCUAAAUCUAUACAUUAGUAAUCUGAUACUCUGUCAUUCAUAUACGGUAAACAUCGCCAAAUUUAUUUCCAUAGCAGGUCACAAAGAAAUCGUUCUUUUUAUUCAUAAAGGUACUUGAUUCUUAUCGCUUAAACUUUUUUUUGUCAUAACUUUGCUACUAUGAUUUGUUCAUCAUGUGCUUUAUUUUGUUUCACGCUUUGUUACAUUGGUUUUUAUUUGUUUAAUAAUUUUUCGCGUGCAAAUAAAAAAGUGUCAAGCAUACAGUCAACUCUCCAUGCCUCAGCAAACUGUCAAAUAUUUUACACAUGCCCUGUUAGUUUUGUUGGUCUUAAAACUGCUAGCAUUUAAAUGAGAUCUGUUAUGUAUUAUUGUUAUUUAUUUAGGAAUGUAAAGCAAGUGGCUAAGCGCUAAAAUUACGCAUUUUUGACAAUAAUGUUCUUUCACAUUAACAUAACGUAUCCACGUCUGAUUCGUCUGAAUAAAAAAUAGCCAUACUUCAUUGAAAUUGAACUGGAGAAUUAUGCAUAGUAGGCAGAGAAUUCUCCAAUCUGCGAUGUUUAAUGAAACCCAUGGCAGGAUUUUCAUUGAGAAUUCUAGUAGCAGGAGAAAGAUGUAACGUCACAGGAUAAUACGGUAUUUUAUUUUGAAAGAGACUCCACAUCUGAAUAAAAAUAGUCAUAGGCCACUGAACGUUAGCUGGAGAAUUCAGUGUAGUAGAUGGAGAGUUCUCCAAUCUCUGAUGCCUAAUAAACAUCCUGAAAAGGUCUUAAUUUUCUGGGUUAUAGCUUUUCCAGAACUGAAGUCUUAGGUCAUAGGUCUUUGGUCUUUAAUAGUUUUCCGUACAACCGGGGAGGAUACAAAUGUAUGUGAGGUUGGUGCUAAAAAGAAAGUCGUCUAUGAUAUAACAGGUUGGUGAUAAGCUGCCAUCUGUUCAAGUCAUGGAGGGAACUCCAAAUGGCAAAGUCAACAUUGCAGAAUUGUUUGCUGGUAAGAAAGGAGUUCUGUUUGCUGUGCCAGGAGCCUUUACUCCAGGCUGCUCAAAGGUUUGUUGAAAGUUAUUAUAAAAUGUGAUUAUGUUUUGUUUAGCAGAAUUCAGCAUUAGCCAGAAAAACAUUCUUAUCAAGGCAUUGCUAGAAGGAAAAUUAGAAAGACUUUUCCAUACUUACGUGUAGAAUAGAGCAAAAAAAAAAUAAGAAGGGAGCGGGUGCGUUGUGGAAAGUUGUUUCUUGUUUCAAAAGGCUAACUUACCUAUUUUUAUCCAUAAUCGUAGAAGUUAAUAAGUUAAAAACGAGCAGUUAGCAGACCGAUGAACCCCCAUUAUGGGCGUCUGGAAUUAUGUUUUAUCAAAGCUCAUACUUUUUCAGAAAUGGUUUCUGAUUAAAAACAUUAAUUUUUUUACUUUCUUGACCGUUUCCUUUGAUUGAGAAAAAAACAAAAAAAGGUAAUCUAUUGUGAAUGGAAUGAAUUUAAAUUUAUUUGUUCUUUGUCUUAAAAACAGACCCAUCUGCCUGGAUAUGUAGAUGAUUUUGACAAAUUUAAGGCAAGUAAUGACAGUAUGAACUUAUUUGUUUUUUGAUCCUGUAGUGUAUUUGAUUAUGUUCAAAGGUGUCAUGCAUAUGUAUCCCAAAUAAAAAAUUAUUGUACACUGUACUCACUAUCUGUCUUCUUAUUGGCUCAGAAGAGCCUUACAGUUAAUUUUGGAAAUCGGUGCAACCUACAGAGUACACUGUUGUUAGUUAUCUGCUAGCAGAUAACUAACUAAUGUGCAAUUCUGUAGAUUCUGUGUGCAAUGCAGGAUUUCUUCUUGUAAGAGAAACGUAAAAGUGUGCGCUGUGUUAUGGUGCAUUAUGUUGUUGUAAUUUUCUACAAAACAUAAUUUAUAUAAUAAAACAUUAUUAUAAAAUUCGGUUUUUGUGAUCUGCAGAAUAAUCAGUGUCUUGCUUAAUUGUUUCAAAAAACCUUAUCCAAUAAUUGAAUGUUUAUAUCUUUGUUUUGCAGGCCAAGGGAGUAGAAGUUCUUGCUUGCGUUUCUGUCAAUGAUCCUUUUGUAAUGGCAGCAUGGGGAGAGGCGCACAAGUGUGAAGGCAAGGUUUGUGUUUAGUAAAGCUUAUAUUGAAAGGUUACAAUACUGUACCCCAUAUACAGUGCACACUACUUGCAAAAAAGCUUUCAAAUGAUGUAUACUUUGAAAAAAAAUCAUACUGAAAAUAUAAUCCUCCAAUAAUAUUUUUAGUCAUCCAAAAAUGCAAUGGAGUAAACUCAAUCGACUGGAAAUUUUUUUAGUACGCUGUAAAACUUUAAAGUACAUUUUUCGAAGAUGCCUUUUUGUAUAGAUUAUAGGUCAAAAUUAAAUUCAGGUUGAAAUUUUUUCCUUUGUCUCCUAUCCCUAAGUAUUCAUGAAUUAGGGCCAUAGGUAACCCAGGCUCUGUGAUGCUACCACAGUAUGGUCCCAGUAAAAUUACAGUAUUAUUUUGAAUGGGGUAAAAAUUACGUCCUAAAAUUUGUAGGAAAUAUUAAAUAAAGGUCAAUGGAACUUACUCUGCAGUUAGUUGUUGUUGUGCUUAAAGCUGAACUGAAGUUUCCUGAUAAUUUCCUCAAAUUCACCCUCCAUACUAGGUAGGAGGCACGAGAUGGCAUCUCAGCCGCCCUGCUCCCUUUCCAACGCAAUUUUUUUUCACAAAAUUCAAACUCCAACAAUAAAUAAACAGCUAGGAUUGUAGAGGUAGGAUAGCAUCAGAUGUAGAAAGCAAUGAAGCUUUCCCAAAAUAAAUCCAGCAGACUUUGGCAAACUUGAAGGGUAUAAUCCAAAAAGGCCUAAACUACUUGCACCAAAGUGAACAAUAGCCCCUGAGAAAAUGUAUUUCCAGCAGGGGAGGCUAACUUUUGGGCAAGUUAUGUAUCAGUUCCUAGAAAGGUCACCCCAGGACACCCAGGAUGGAUUUGGUUUGUACAGUGCCCAGGCCUCAUUUGCUUGGCUGCAUGUUGAUCUGGUCCAGCCACUUCUGCGCAAGUGAUUUCAGCCUUUUUGGAUUAUAUCCUUCAAGUUUGUCAAAGUACUGCUGGAUUCAUUUCUCUAGCUGGGAAAGCUUCAUUGGUUUCUAUAUCUGAUGCUAUCCUAUAAAUUUUUUUAUGAUUCUAGCAUGUUUACCGUAUUUACCGUUGGGGUUCGAAUUUCGUGGAAAAAGUUGUGUUGGAAAGGGAGCAUAGUGGCCAAGAUGCCAUAUUGUGUCUCCUACCUUGUGUAUUAUGAUAUUGUGUGGAGGGUGGAUUUGAGAAAAUUAUGACGAAACUUCGUUUGAGCAUGAAGGACAACAACAACAACCAACUGCAGAGUAAGUUCCAUUUGGCUUUUAUCUAGUAUUUCCCUCAAAUUUUAGGAUUGUAUUUUUACCCCAUACAAACACUGUCAUUUUACUGGAACCGUACUGUGGUACUAUCACAGAGCCUGGCCAGGCUGCUUGUUAUUAGGACUAGGAGACAAAGGAAAUUGAGAAUCAACCUAGUUUAAUAUUAUUUAACCUGAAUUUAAUUUUGACUUGUAACAUAUAUAUGAUAAACUCUACAGACCAGAAAUAUGACCCUAAAAUAAAUUGUCAUUUUUUUUCUUCAGAAGAAUGAGUUCUCCCCAAAAAGUUCUUUAAGACAAGUUUGUAAAGUCUAUCCUUUUCACAGACCCUCUAUUAUUACUAUUAUUAUUAUUAUUAUUAUUGUCAAGCAUGCAUUUGAAAAUAAACACAGCAGGGAAUUUAUUGACCACUAGUGCAAGGAGAAAAUCACAGACCCUCUGUUUUCUCUCCAGAGAUCAUCGAGCGCACGUAUGUAAAUAAAAACCACAGGGAAUUUGCGUGCUCGUUGAUUUUUGAAUAGGAAAAGAAAACAACGUCUGCAUACAGGCUAGUAUUUUAACCAACAAAAUCUUUGGAGCAGAAAAUUGUCAAACCUUGCAGAGGUCUUUAUAUUACUCCCUGCAACAACAAAAGUACCAUGAUACUUUGGGCUUUGGGCAAAGCAUUCGUCUUGAAAGUGGUGUCUCUUUUGUAGCAGCUUGUUAUUAGAUAGAGGCUAUAAUUUCUAUCUGGCUUGCUUUUUUUUGUGUUAGAUACGCAUGUUGGCUGACACAGCAGGUGAAUUUACAAAGGUAUGUGUUGCUUUUCAAAUGCUUAUAAAUUAUUCCGAUGCUCAACCUAAUUCGAGGAUCAUUUCAACUUUCAAAUCAAAUUUUGAUAAUGUGCCAUUAAUUCAAGAUAAAGAAAUCCUUUCUUUUUAUAAAUAUUUUUUGAUAAAAUUGCCAUCUAAAAUAUACCAGUUCACUGAAUUUUUGAAAAAUUCUAUUGUUUAUUUUAUAGCUUCUGAGUUGAAUUUCACAGGAGAGGGGCUGAGAGAUUUAGGACUCAUUUUCCCACACCCUUGCUGCUAAAAACCUGUUCAGAUGGUGUAGUUCCAGAAAAUAUCCAUACAAAUCCCCCCCCCCCCCCCAGAGGGCACUUUUGCUUUAGACCCCCAUCCCUCCGGAACUUCCAUUCCCGGGGGUGCUUGUCAUACCCCCAAUUUCCGUCAUUUUUCAACUUGAUUGGGUAGCCUGUGGAAAGAAUAUUUGUGUCAAAAAUGUUGUUGCACUAUAUUAUUUUGCGAACUUAUUUUUUUCUGCAAUAAAAUGAGAAAAAAUCUUUUCAUUCAUGUUAAUACGGUGUCUAAUAAUCUCAAGGACGUUCUUAGUUGAUACAAACCAUAGAGGUUAUACCUUGCACUACUUUCUACACGAAUAAUGUCAUCUGCAAUAGAACCAGUUACAUUCAAACUAAACACCACGUGAACUUUCAUUACUUCAUUUCAGUUAGAACAUGUCACAAUAAAGAUGAUCAAUGCAAAUUAUGAUACUUUUUUUGAAACAUUGGUAACAGUAAAAUAACUGAUAGCUUGCUCAACAGAGAAGCUGCUAUUUAUUAAUAACUCACCAAUCUUACUCAGACCCCCUGGAAAAAACCUCUGUAAGCAAGCCCCCAGCCCCUCGGAAAUUGCCUCCUUUUGGACUCUCCCUCCUCUCGGAAUUUCCGUCGCCCUCCUUUGGGGGGGGGGGGGCGGUGGGGUAUGGAUAUUUUCUCGACCUACACAUUGAAUUUUGUUUUUGAUAAUAGCCGUGCCUAAAAUCAGGGAAAUCUAAAUAUCUGUUUCAGGCGGUUGACCUGGAGCUUGACGCGACACCAUUCCUGGGCAAUGUGCGAUCCAAGCGUUACUCUAUGCUGAUUGAAGACGGAGUAGUUAAAGAGCUUCAGCUGGAACCAGAUGGCACAGGAUUGAGCUGCAGUCUGGCCAACAAUCUGCUUAGUCUGCUAUAG